This is a messenger RNA of Mycetomoellerius zeteki, 2570 nucleotides long. It is a transcript of the gene Rtf1, whose product is annotated as RNA polymerase-associated protein Rtf1. The record is from RefSeq and is a predicted model, not a curated record. The coding region runs from base 191 to 2278 and encodes 695 amino acids. The transcript is spliced from 7 exons. NCBI's taxonomy places the organism in Eukaryota, Metazoa, Arthropoda, Insecta, Hymenoptera, Formicidae. Gene Ontology annotation, cellular component: Cdc73/Paf1 complex. Gene Ontology annotation, molecular function: RNA polymerase II C-terminal domain phosphoserine binding; DNA binding.
CGUUUUGCGGCUUGGUAUCGGUGUUGUUACGAUCUUUUUCCCGUGUAGUAUCCAUUUGUUUUCUCUGCCUCGAAUCUCUGCUCUACACGCUUCUGAAAGCUGCUUCGGCUGAUUCCCCGUGCUCGCGUCGUAUGAGGCACGUUGAAAUUUUAUCGUUUACGUUCUCCUUCGACGGGCACAGGCCGCCAGGAUGCCCAAGAGGAAGCAUCAGGCCCUCAUAGAUUCCGACAGUAGCGGGAGUGCGAGUUCGGACUUGGACAAUGACCUAUUGUCAUUGGCAAAGAAAAAGAAAGGAAAGUCCCAAGAUGAUUCUCAAUCAAAUGAGGAUAAUGGAUCCAUUAAGAAGGAUACCAAACAUGAUUCAGAUAUAUCAGAUUCCGAUGACAACUGGAAUAACAAAGCUGGAAAAACAAAGAAGAAAAAGUCGCCAUCGAAGAGAAGUAAACGAAAGAUGACAAAGUCCAGCUCAGAGGACAGUGCCAGUGAGAAAGAACCAGCUAAGCAGCUUUCGGAGCCAGAAGAAGGUGAGGUAUCAGAUUCAGAUCCAAGUGGUUCCAGUUCCAGCCAAGAAGAAUUCAACGAUGGCUAUGAUGACAAACUUAUGGGAGAUGCGGAGGAUCAAGCUAGACUUGCACAAAUGACUGAGAAAGAACGUGAACAAGAAAUCUUUAAACGAAUUGAACAACGUGAAAUUAUGAAAACAAGAUUUGAGAUUGAGAAGAAAUUAAGAAUGGCCAAGAAACAGGAAUUGAAAAAACAAAAGGAAUCGAAAAAGAAGGAGAAGGGUAUUGAAGAGAAGCAGAAAAUAGAUCGAGCCCCAGAUCCUAAAGAGAGGAGUAAAGAUCGCAAGAAGACAAUAGAAGAAAAGCAAGACAAAAAGUUUCAUGCAAUGUCGUUGCUCAAAGCUAGACGCGAAGAGAAGAAGGAACGAGAGGAAAAAGAGAAGCAGAGGAUAGAGCAGCAGCAACAACAAUCAAAGGAUAUGGAGGAAGAAGAAUUAGAAGAUGAUCAUAAAGCUGCUGCAAACAAAACAAAACUUAAGGCAUCUGAUAUAUAUUCUGAUGACAGUGGUUCAUCGGAUAGUGGAGAUGAAGAAGAAAUAGCUAAGCCAACGACUCUACGUAGAUCAUCUUCGAGUGAAAGUCGUGAUUCGGAUUCUGACAAUGAUAAAAAAUCGAUCACUAGCAACAAAGCUAGACCUAAGAAACCAGUGUAUAUCAGUACUAAGGAAGAUCUAAAUAAGAUUCGACUAUCCCGUCACAAAAUGGAGAGAUUCGUUCAUUUACCUUUCUUUGACAGAGUAGUGCAAGGUUGCUUUGUCAGAAUAGGAAUCGGCAAUAAUAACGGCAAACCUGUCUAUAGAGUAGCUGAGAUAAGCGGUGUAUGCGAGACAGGAAAGAUUUAUCAACUUGGUGGUACAAGGACGAAUAAGGGAUUGAAAUUACGUCAUGGUGCACAGGAACGUGUAUUCAGGUUGGAGUUUGUCUCAAAUCAAGAAUUCACGGAUUCCGAAUUCUUUAAGUGGAAGGAAACUUGUGCGCUUCAAGGAAUAUCGACGCCUACUUUCGACGAAGUAGAGCAAAAGUUAAAGGACAUUAAGGAAGCGCUGGUAUACGAAUUUAAAGAAGAGGAUAUAGAAAAAAUAGUACGUGAAAAGGAGAGAUUCAAACAGACUCCCUACAAUUACGCAAUGAAAAAAGCACAGCUGAUGAGAGAACGCGAUGCUGCUAAUUGCAGAGGAGAUGACGAGACAGCUAGUCGACUCAAUCAAGAAUUGAGUGAAUUAGAAGAGCGUGCAUCAGAACUGGAUAAAAUGCGUACAGCAACAAUUUCCAGUAUAUCAUACAUAAAUGAUCGCAAUCGAAAGAAAAAUGUAGAGGAAGCUGAGAAAGCUAUAAUGGAAGAACUGAAGGCUAAUAAGGGUAAGAAGGUCGAUGAUCCAUUCACCAGGCGAAGUACUAAGCCAAGGAUGGUGUAUAAGCCGGAAGAUGAGUCUGAAGUGGUAGCAACAGUUCCAGUAAAUGAUAAAUCGAAUCCUCAUCCUGCUGGAGAUUCAGUGUCAGCUGUUGAUAAAGAAAAUGGACAGGAAUCUAAAAAGAAGCAAAGUACAGAAGAUCUAUUUAAUGCACAUGACUUUGAUAUAACAAUCGAUUUGGAAGUUCCUAUUCCAAACAAUCCUGUUAGUGUUUUACCGAAGCCCAUUAAUAAUAUCAAGGAUACAGGACCUCGCCGAUCGUUAAAUUUAGAAGAUUACAAAAAGAAACGCGGUCUUAUCUAACAGUUCAUAUGUCUUAAACGUCAUAAAGAUAUGAUAAGGCUAAGUUGUCGAGGUUAUUUUGUAGUAGUUAAAGAUAUCACCUCAUCUAUCGAAUGCUCUGUUUAAUAACAAGAACGGGGGAUACGUUCUUAUAAUGAUUGACUGAGAGAUUAGGUUAUUUAUGAUAUUUGCAAUGUUAUUAUUAAUGAAGAAUUCAUCUGUUUGAUACGUUGAGUGGUAAUGGUUUCCUAUACACGAAGGAUUAAGUGGUACUGUAUUACAGUUAUAUAAUAAAUAAAGGAAUAUUAAUGAU